Eucalyptus grandis is the source of this 2044-nucleotide messenger RNA. RefSeq names its product UDP-glucose iridoid glucosyltransferase. Gene Ontology annotation, molecular function: UDP-glycosyltransferase activity. The record is from RefSeq and is a predicted model, not a curated record. NCBI's taxonomy places the organism in Eukaryota, Viridiplantae, Streptophyta, Magnoliopsida, Myrtales, Myrtaceae. The transcript is spliced from 3 exons. The coding region runs from base 455 to 1834 and encodes 459 amino acids.
CAUCCCCACUGUCACGGUUUCUUUAAGAUAUGGGCUUUGGAAAAUCAAAAGUGGGAAAAAAGAAAUAAAAGAAAAGAGAGAAAGAGAGAGAGAGAGAGAGAGAGAGAGAAGACCACGAUUAAAGGAAGAGAGAGAGGACCGAGAGCAAUUCGGGCGAGAAGAAGAAGAAGAGGAGAAAGGAGGAAGAAAGGAAAGAGGGUUUAGCGUCUGCAUGCCGCGGACACCUCACCAAGCCAACUCGACUCUGUGAUGCAGCACCCAAUUUCUCGGCUAACCAUGAGUAGUACGAGAGCAAUAACAUCAAGGGGACUCUGAAAGUUGGAUUUUGGUGGGUUGAGGCUACGUCUUUUGGGUAAAAGGACGACCGUGCCAUCCCAUUUUUUUUAUGGUUUUGGGGUACGACAGUUUCAAAUUCCAUUUUCAUUUAGUUUGAGAUCGGUCAUCUUCCCCUGCCAUGCCUGAAAGAGAAAAUUGCCGCUUGGUGUUGGUCCUCUUCCCCUUGCAGGGCCACAUCAACCCCAUGCUUCAGCUGGCCUCCAUACUGAACUCGAGAGGCUUCCCAAUAACCAUCGCUCAUCCUCAGUUCAACUCGCCCGAUCCUUCCAACUAUCCGAAUUUCACCUUCUUACCAAUACCAGAUGGCUUGUCCAAAGGCAGCUUUGCUGCUAAGGACUUCCACUCGACCAUGCUUGCCAUUCACAGGAACUGCCAGGAACCCCUGCGACAGUUUAUUCAACAAACGUUGGAACAGAAGGAUCCAAAGGACCAGGUUGCGUGCAUCAUCUAUGAUGCGGUGAUGCACUUUGCUCAAAAGGUGGCUUCUCAAUUGAAUCUGCCAAGUAUAAACGUUCGCACCAGCGCAGCUGCUUCUAUGUUGGCUUUUGCCGCCUUUCCCCGGGCCAACGAGCAAGGCUAUGUAACUUUCACAGAUUCUUUAAUUCAGGAUGAAACCCACGAGUUGCAGUCCCUCAAACUCAGGGACCUUCUUAUCACCAUGGGGGAGAAUCCCUCAGACACCAUCCUAGAGCUUCGGGCUGCCACGACAAGUGCAACAAGAAAUUCCAGUGCAAUCAUCGUGAACACAAUACAUUUCCUCGAAGAAGAAAUUCUACCAAAGAUUCAAGAAUAUUUCCCUGAACCAAUAUUUGCCAUCGGCCCUUUUCACAAGUUAGCCCCUUCUUCCUCUAGCUCAUUACUGAAGGAAGAUACCGGGUGCACUUCAUGGCUCGAUAAACAAGCUAGCAGAUCAGUUUUAUACGUGAGCUUGGGCAGCGUGGCUAGCAUGAAUGAGGAACAACUGCUUGAAACUGCCAUGGGAUUGGCCAUGAGCGAGCGGCCUUUCUUGUGGGUGGUACGACCCGGUUCGGUGAGCUGUGCAGAGUGGCUAGAGCUCUUGCCAAAGGAAUUCCAAGAAAUAAUAGGGCAAAGAGGCUGUAUUGUGAAAUGGGCACCGCAGAAGGAAGUUUUGGCUCAUGGUGCAGUAGGAGGAUUUUGGACUCAUUGUGGAUGGAACUCGACUUUGGAAAGCAUCUGCGAAGGCGUUCCUAUGCUCUGCUGGCCGGUGUUUGGUGAUCAAGGUCUGGAUGCAAAGUACAUAAGCCACAAAUGGAAGAUCGGCCUGGAGUUGGAAGGGAAGCUAGAACGGGGGAAGAUUGCAGGAGCCAUCAGGCGACUAAUGGUAGAGGAAGAAGGGGAAGUGAUCAGACAAAAGGCUUCGGCAUUCAAAGAGAGGGCUGAACAAAGUCUCGGCACAGGCGGUUCCACAAACUCUUCAUUGGAUGAACUGGUGGAACUCAUCCUGUCAUUCCAACCUCAAUGCAAAACAGCGGAUUAACCAUCAAUUCCGCGUUCCAACCGCCACCGGAGAGGGACAUUUUGCUCGCACCAAAAAGUCCAGUGGCAGAUCGGAGAUCAGCAUCAUAUUUCUCUUUAGAUUGCAUCCUCAAAAUUCAUAUCUCAGUUUCCCGGCAUUUCAAUACCAGAACUUCAGAUUUGCAAUUUGGCAAUUACGCAUAUGUAUGUUUUCCCUCCUCUUAAAACAAAA